AUGCGCUCUCCGGGAGCAGUAUCUCUCAAUGCUGCAAAGAGCCCAGCUAUAGAGGUUAUUGACUAUCCAUGCUUGUCCAAAAAAAUGUUCUUUCUGAUUUUGGAUGAGGUAAAAUCAACUGUCACUGAUCCUGGCCAAAGUCACUUGUCCACAGUUGCCAUACCCAAUUUGGAACCUGGGGGUGUUGGAGACAUAGGACUAUGGGAUGUUAGUUCAGGGAAAAAGUUGCUUUCAAGAAAUUUUAGAGUCUUGAACCUUGAUGCAGGCCCGAUGGCCUUAAAGUUCAUAUUCACUGCCGUCGUGUUCUUCAUUCAACAGGGGUUGCAUAUGCAAAGCGCAUUGUGCAAUUAUAUUCUUAUACUGGAGGCAACAACAAUUGGAAGUCAUGAAGCUCCUGUCUAUUCUGUCUGUGCUCAUACCAAAGAAAAUGUCCAUGUAAGGGCCACUUUGGGUAUUGAUGUUGUGGUUCUGUGCAGUACCAAACUGGCACAUAGUGCUGAUAUUCAAAGUCCUAGAUCGAGGACACAAUACAAAGAUCAUAGUAACCAGUACUGUGUUGUCUACUGGACUGCUGAUCCUGGGCCUAACCCUGCUAUUAUAUCUAAGGUUCCAUGCUACAUUAUUUACUUCACUACGUACUUCACAGGAGAACUGAAGCCCGGCCAAAAGGAAGAUCUGGAAUUACCAUUAUUUGACUUGGCCGCUGUUGUUUGUGCAACCAAAAACUUUUCAAACAACAAUAAACUUGGAGAAGGUGGUUUCGGAUCAGUCUUUAAGCAAACAAGAGGGCAUGAUCAAAUGUCAAAAUCUAUAACAGAAAUGCAAUAUAAUAUCCAAAGAAUGAAAAGCAGUCCAACCAAGUAG
Molecule: messenger RNA, 864 nt
Organism: Prunus armeniaca (apricot)
Lineage: Eukaryota; Viridiplantae; Streptophyta; Magnoliopsida; Rosales; Rosaceae
Source: the annotation of a GenBank genome assembly